Molecule: messenger RNA, 4803 nt
Organism: Hemicordylus capensis (graceful crag lizard)
Lineage: Eukaryota; Metazoa; Chordata; Lepidosauria; Squamata; Cordylidae
Gene: PTGS2
Product: prostaglandin-endoperoxide synthase 2
Exons: 10
Coding region: 122-1930 (602 amino acids)
Biological process (GO): cyclooxygenase pathway; response to oxidative stress
Cellular component (GO): cytoplasm; neuron projection
Molecular function (GO): peroxidase activity; oxidoreductase activity, acting on single donors with incorporation of molecular oxygen, incorporation of two atoms of oxygen; heme binding
Source: RefSeq, a predicted model, not a curated record
CAGAGCAUCAAGAGCAGGGGAAUCAGUUCUGCGUUGCGACGCUAGCAGACACACUAUUUAUUACAAUUUCUCACAGACCGCUUUUUAUUUAAGUCUGCUGCUUUCUGCCUCAGCUUGGGAAAUGAUUGUACCCUGCGUCGUCCUGUUUUCUCUCUUGGCGCUCAGCCAAUCAGCCAAUCCUUGCUGUUCAAAUCCAUGCCAAAACAGAGGAGUGUGUGUGACAAAAGGGUUUGACCAAUAUGAAUGUGACUGUACACGGACGGGAUUUUAUGGGGAAAACUGUACUACACCUGAAUUACUCACCUGGCUGAAAAUUACAUUGAAACCUGCUCCAGCUACAGUUCACUAUAUCCUCACCCAUUUCAGAGGAGUCUGGAACAUAAUCAACAACAUUCCAUUCCUCCAUAAUGCCAUCAUGAGAUACGUACUGAUGUCAAGGUCCCACUUAAUUGAGAGUCCACCGACAUAUAAUGGUCAUUAUGGUUACAAAAGCUGGGAAGCUUAUUCCAAUCUUUCCUACUACACCAGAACGCUCCCACCAGUUCCACAUGACUGCCCAACCCCCAUGGGUGUGAAAGGCAAGAAGGAGCUUCCAGAUUCAAAUAUAAUUGUGGAGAAAUUUCUGCUAAGGAGAAAAUUUAUUCCUGAUCCUCAAGGCACAAAUGUUAUGUUCACAUUCUUCGCCCAGCAUUUCACGCAUCAGUUCUUCAAGACAGAUCACCACAAAGGACCAGCUUUCACAAAAGGACUUGGCCAUGGGGUUGAUCUGAGCCACAUCUAUGGAGAAACUUUGGACAGACAGCUGAAGCUGAGACUGCUUAAGGAUGGAAAGCUGAAAUAUCAGAUGAUUGAUGGAGAGAUGUAUCCACCCACUGUGAAAGAGACUCAGGCAGAAAUGAUGUAUCCACCCCAUGUCCCUGAACACCUGAAAUUUUCUGUAGGGCAGGAGGUCUUUGGUUUGGUUCCAGGACUGAUGAUGUAUGCUACAUUAUGGCUCCGGGAACACAACCGAGUGUGUAAUAUUCUUAAGGCAGAGCAUCCAGAAUGGGACGAUGAGCAGCUGUUCCAAACUGCUAGGCUGAUCUUGAUAGGAGAGACCAUCAAAAUUGUGAUUGAAGACUACGUGCAGCAUUUGAGUGGCUACCACUUCAAGCUGAAGUUUGACCCAGAACUACUCUUCAGCCAACGAUUCCAGUAUCAGAACAGAAUAGCAGCUGAAUUCAACACCCUCUACCACUGGCACCCACUUCUGCCUGACACCUUUCAGAUUCAGGACCAAGAGUAUACUUUCCAGCAGUUCAUCUACAACAACUCUAUUGUGUUGGAACACGGCCUUUCCCAUAUGGUGAAAUCUUUUUCCAAGCAAAGGGCUGGAAGGGUUGCUGGUGGUAGAAAUGUUCCUGCUGCAGUGCUGAAAGUAGCUAAAGCCUCCAUUGAUCAAAGCCGGGAGAUGAGAUACCAGUCCUUGAAUGAUUACCGGAAGCACUUCCUGUUGAAACCAUUUAAGUCAUUUGAAGAACUUACAGGAGAAAAAGAAAUGGCUGCAGAACUUGAAGAACUCUAUGGAGAUAUUGAUGCUAUGGAGCUAUACCCAGCCCUUCUAGUUGAAAAGCCACGUCCUGGUGCCAUCUUUGGUGAGACCAUGAUAGAACUAGGGGCACCAUUUUCCCUGAAAGGCCUCAUGGGAAAUGCUAUCUGCUCACCUGAAUACUGGAAGCCAAGCACUUUUGGAGGACAAGUAGGCUUUGACAUAGUUAACACGGCCUCCAUCCAAAGCCUCAUCUGCAACAACGUGAAGGGUUGUCCUUUUACAGCUUUCCAUGUCAUAAACCGAGAAACAGCUGCAACAAUUAACAUCAGCACCUCCAACACAGCAAUAGAAGAGAUCAACCCUGCUGUUUUGCUGAAAGAGCGAUCUGCUGAACUGUAGCUGCUUGCAUAUUUUGUUUGUUUAUUUAUUCUAUCUAAGUUAUUUAUUUAUUUAUUAUAUAUAUAUAUAUUUAAGACAAAGACACCAUUGGUUUUUUCCCCUUUCCCCUGCAUCUUGGGGAUCUAGCCUGGGAUGCCUGGCUUAAAGGGAGUUUUGCUUUACAAUUUGCAGGACUGGAUCCCUUGGGUUUUAAUCAUAUCUUCUGUACCAGAAAGAUGUAUUCCAAAAUGGAUAAAGACAUCCGAUUGCUGCUUUAAAACUUGAUAGUAAACAAUUGAGGUUUUUAAAACUUGACAAGAAGCAUCCUAACAGUAUAGAACCAGGUUAUGUAACGCUUCCUUCAGAAGAAAUCUGUACUCCUAAAACAAAGUCCCUUUUUUGAAGAAAUAUUCAUAUGGUAGAAUGCCAGUGAAAAUAUGGGUGAAGAAAUAAUUAUGGUCUAGCCAAAGCAGAAUUUAGAAUUUAGGGUUUUUUUUUGUUAAGCCCUUUUGACUUUUCACUUGCAAGUCUUAAGAUGCUUUCCUUUUGAAAUCUGGUUGUAAGUACUUGGGAUAUAUUGGGCCCAAGAAAUGGAAUAAUAUUAAUGUUAGUUCCGUUCAAUCUGUGUGAAUGGGAAUACUGGGGAAAUGAAAAACUAAUCUCGCUACCUCUCCUUUGUUGCACAACAGUUAAAAAAAGGCUGCCCUUAAAAAAAAAAAAAUGAUGUCACUUCAUGUGUGAUUUGAGGAUCUGCAUCUCCCUUUAGGUGAGAUGCAAGUUCUAGAGAUGCUAUAUGCAACUGUCAUUGAAUUAAUUAUUUUGAAAAUCUAUAACUAUAAAAAAAGAGUAAUGCAGCACUUCGUACAUUUCAGUUGUAAUAUACUCCUCCUCCCUCAUGUUGUAGUUAGAAUUUAGAUAGAAGUUUCUCUAUGGGAUCUAUAACUUGAAAAAUUCUUGCACUGUAUACUGUGUAUAUAUAAAUCUAUAGCUCAAUGAAAGUGAAGAGCAAUAUGGCACUGAAUAAAGUACACUACUACAGUCUCUUUAGAUUUAGUUGGUGCUCAUAUUUUGGUCAUUGCAAAGUUUCUCUGAAAGCCAAAGAGUUAAAUGAAAACUCUUGAUGGUUUUACCCACAUCUCCUUGGUAGAUAGGUGUGGGUAAAACAUACUGACUGACCUCCAGACUGUUGUUCAAUAAUACUUCUCAGGAAUUACUCUAAAGGACUAAUUUCAGUAUAUCUACUUGGGAGUAAUUUAGUUUGAUGUCAGCAACUAUCCUCCAGGACAUCCUGUUGGAGCUCUUGCAGAAUCCAUAUUCAUGUUCAUGGGUUUGCACAGCAGAACUUUUAGAUGGAUUUUUUCCAAGACUAUAAAACUGGGGCAUUUCCCUCUUUAUUUUAUCUGGAUCAUUUUUAAAUAAGAAAAUCCUGAAGUAAUUGCAAAAGCCAUUAAUCUAAAGUUUCAUAUGUAUAAAAGUGAAUCUGUACUCUCCAGGAUAUCAAUCACCAUUUUCCUAUUGCUAAUUUGAAAAUUUACAACUUAGAACUUUUUAAAAAGUCAUCAGCAGGUAGAAAGUACGAAAACUCAUACAGAUCCUUCUAUUGAAAAUCUGAAAACAUGGUAGAAACAAACAUUCUGGGGUUUUUUGCUUAUGUGAUCACACUCUUGACACACUGUACUUUCACUUUCUGAUGUAGAACUGGAUCCAUGCAUGGAAUUUAUUCUUUGUAUGGGAGCAAGGAGCUAAGAGACACUGUUCAUUUCACUCCUAAAAAAUGGGUUGUUCCAGUCUAGCACAGACAGGAAAUUGACAUGCCUAACUGCUCUAAUGCUGGUGAAUCUUUGGGCGAUGAGUCAAGAUCCAUGUUGAUUCUGAUGUGACAUUUUAAGCAACCUUCAGCAGCUCUGCAGUGUGUUCAGUUGGUUCUCUGAUAUUUUGCAAAUUGAGUUUCUUCAUCUAUUUCCCAAAUCUGCUUCCUUUCCCCCUGUGUUUCUUUUUGUUUAGAAAUCUUUCCUUCCUGUUGUUGGGACAGCCCUGUUGGGCUAUUAAAAAAAAAAAGAAGAAGAAGAACUUGAAAUUGUGCCUUGCUUCCUGUCCUAGCCAGCUCUUCCCUUAUUUCAGUUGUGGUCUUUGACCACAAACCUAUGGACAGGAUCACUUCUCUUUUUAAAAUAUUUGUGCAGGACUUUUAGUUCAUAGGUGCUUAAUAAAUAAUAUUGUUACAUUUUACUACUACUAAUAGUACACUGUAAAGCACCUUAAGUGGCACAGUGGGGAAAUGCUUGACUAACAAGCAGAAGGUUGCCGGUUCAAAUCCCCGCUGGUAUGUUCCCCAGACUAUGGGAAACACCUAUAUCGAGCAGCGGAGAUAUAGGAAGAUGCCGAAAGGCAUCAUCUCAUACUGCACGGGAGGAGGCAAUGGUAAACCCCUCCUGUAUUCUACCAAAAGAAAACCACAUGGCUAUGUGGGCGCCAGGAAUCGAAAUCAACUUGACAGCACACUUUACUUUAGUGCACUGUAAAACACCAGUCUAUGGACCCUUUCUCUAAAUCAUGUUCAACAUGCCUGCCUCAAGCAGUCAUUCUUGUGAUACAGAUUUUUUUUAAAAAAAAUGGGAAUAUUUGUUUCACUCAACCUGCUGGUCUUGUUGGGUGCUCUUUCUGAACAUAUUUGUGUUUGUAAUUUAUGAAUAAUCAUAAUUAUGUAAAUAUAUGAAUACUUAUGUUUAUGAAAAAUUAUCCAAGUUUGUGAUUCCAUCUGGAGAAAGUUAGACACACUUGUCCUGUUUUUAUAGGAUCUCUCUGGAUUGUGGUCGCCUUUUAUACUUUUAAAAAAUAUGCCAUGAUGUGCACAGCACUACAAUUGUUUAAAUAAACUAUUUCAAAAGAAAGCA